AUCAGAGAGUGCACGCGUUUAAUAUUUUACGAUAAUUGUGGUUUAUUGUUGAUUGUUGAUUGUUCGGAGUUUUGUAAUUUUGUGGUAAUUUGUAGAUUAAUAAGAUAUUUUCGAUUAUGGCUAUGUCACCAAAUUUUGAUUUAAAGGAGAGACUAGAUAUUUGUUUCAAAAAUGAAACGACUCUGAAUCCAUUAUGCAGAAGUAUAUCUUCCGAAAUAGAAUCAGGUUCAAUGAAACUUAGCACAUUUGUGGAAACAUUAGGCUUAUAUAUGACAGAUCAAAAUGUCCUCACAAGAGAAAAAGGGGUUGCAGCUCUUUCUUUUGUCUUGUCACAGCUACCUCAAGAUUAUCUUACCGAGUCAGAAUUGUAUUUUAUUACAAUGUUUUAUUGUGAUAGGACAAAGGAUCAUUAUAAUAUUAUACCAUCUGUGUUGAAUGGUAUUUUAGCACUUAUAAACAUGACUCAUUUACCUCAAAAUGCACCAUCGUCACUGUUAAGAGUUAUGUUUGAGCAUAUUCAAUGUCAAUCUCAGUUAUUAUCAGAACGUUACAAAAUAUAUGUAAUAUUCAAAAUCUUAAUAGAAAACAAGCUAGAUGAUUUGAAAUCUAUGGGAUCAGAUUUAGUUUAUGGUAUUAUUAAUUCUAUCGAUGGUGAAAGAGAUCCAAACAAUCUUAUGUUAUUGUUUAGUGUAUUACCACAUUUUAUAAAAAAAUUUCCAUUGGAACAUUUAAUCGAAGAAAUGUUUGAAGUUAUGGCAUGUUAUUUUCCAGUUGAUUUCAAUCCUUCUGGCACGGAGGAUAUAAAUGUGACACGGGAAGAUUUGGCAAAAAGAUUGACUCCCUGCUUAUGCAUUAUUCCAGAGUUUGCUGAUUAUUGUAUUCCUCUUAUAAUUGACAAAUUAUAUUCCACACAUAGGAUUGCUAAACUUGAUUCUUUAAGUCUAUUGUGCGAAGGUGUUCAAACAUUUGGACUGUUGAAAGUGAAAUCGUAUCUAUCAGAAUUAUGGACAAUUUUAAAGAAAGAAAUUAUGCCAGGAAAGGACGUCGAAAUAAAAAAUGCUGCUUUAGAAGCAAUAACAUCUUUAAUUAAAGUUAUAUCAGUCGAUGAAGCAGUUUGCAAAAACUUCAUCGAUCAAAUAAUUAUUGACAUAAAAUUGUUCCUCUCCGAUGUUCAACUUACUUUUUAUAAACCUGCUCAGAGAUUAUUGGAGACUAUAGCAAUAAUUAGUAAAACAAUAUGUGUGCAAAUCUUGCAAGCUGUAAUACCUUUAUGUAUCGGUCAAUACUCUACGAGCAAUUCCUCAAAUGAUAAAAUUAUAUUGAUAGAAACUUUAAAUAAUUUUGUGAAAAUUUCUUCUUAUUAUGGCUUUUGUAUUCAAGAUAUUCCAGAACUAACGUGGACGAGUAUACUUCAAAUAUAUUUAGAUGGUUUGACAGUUGAGAAUGUAGACUUGAAAAACAAAAUAUUUGUUGGUUUAACAAUCCAAAAGGCUUAUCUAAACAACAUGCAACGCACUACAUUCUAUAAUGCAAUAUGCGAUGAAAUUGAAACGGGUUGCGUCGAAAUACAGAUUAUGUGUCAUACAGCUAUUAUAGAUUUUGCUACAUUGUAUCUCCAAGAAAUAUUAUCGCUAAUAAAAGACAGAUUAUUAUCAAAUAUGGAUGAAACUAGAGUAGAAAUACUGAAACAUAGGAUAAAAGCUUUGAUAGCAGUCGCAAAGAUAUAUGAAUUAGGUUAUGUAAUUCUCCCACAAAUUGUCACAUUAUCAACAAGCAAUAUUAAUAUUGACAUAUGUAUUACAGCAUUACUAAAUAUCCAGAAAUUAAUUGCUUCGAAGAAAUCUGAUUUCAAUAUACAUCGAUUUCUAUAUAAGGAAUGUCACAUUAUUGAUAAAUUAAUUUCAUACAAGACAAAUGUGAUGGAUUAUAAAAUGUUGAUAUCUAAUGUUUGCCAAUUAAUUGUACGAAAUCUUACAAUUGAAGAACAAUGCACAAUUGUAGCAAAGUAUGCUGUGGCUUUAAAUACAAAAACUUUGGAAACUGAUAUAACUAUAAUAAUGAAUCUUUUCAUUCCUUUACGGAAAGAUAUCAAUUUGAAUAUUAGCAAUGAUAUGAUGGAAAAUUUGUAUGAUCUAGCAAUCAACAGUUGCAGUCCAGAUAUAAAGCAAACAAGCUGUAAAUUUUUAUCGGUUUUAUUAAAUAAAAUGGAGAUAGAAGAUCUUAAUCAAAUUGUACCUUAUCUCGAAGACAAGAUAGAUAAUAAUUUAAAAGCGGAUAAUGAUAUCGAACUAAAGCAGAAUACAAUUAACCUUCAAAUUUGGAUAACUAAAGCAUUUGUUACGAGAGGAUAUGGCAAGUCUCAAUAUUUUUUGGAGAAUCUUACGCAUCUAUUAAUUCACGACGAAGUGGGUCAAUUUGUAAGCAAACAAUAUCAAAUUUUAGUGAAUAAAUAUGAAAAUACUUUAAUAGAGGAAAAUUUCUGCAAUAUAAAAAUUUUUUAUAAACAAAGAGUGUUUGAAUAUUUGUUGCAACAAAUUAUUAGUUUUACAAGCUCAAGUAGGCAGAAUUACCUUAUUGCUUUAGUACAUUUAUUGGAACAAAUGCCUGAAGAAUUGUUAUUUUUGCAUUUGACAGAGUUGGUGCCAUUGUUGAUCGAAUCUCUAGCUCUUAGCAAUGAGCAUUUAAUUCUUUGGACUUUGACGUCGCUUAAACUUUUACUCAAUACAAAACAUGACAUAUUUUUUGAUAAUAUACAGUGUGUCAUACCAAGACUUGUGCAACUAUCAGCACAUCGAAUUAUGGGUAUUAGAAUCGCGGCUCUGAAAUGCUUGGCGCAUUACGCCUAUUAUCCCACUGUUUUCAUCAAUCCAUACAAGCAAGUUGUAUUAGACAAAUUGGGAGUAAUAAUUGAUGAUCGCAAACGUUUAGUCAGAAAGGCUGCCGUGGAAGCGAGAAUACGAUGGUUUAUAGCAGGUGCAUCUGCAGGUGCAGGGUCCAAAGAGUGAAUAAUAUUGCAGCUUAGUUUUAUGUAUAAAUUUAUCUAAUAUAUGAUUAUAUAUAUUUUAUAUUUUUUGCUUAUUUUAUAUAUUCUGAAAAAUGUAAAUUUCUUAUUGUUAAAUAUUUUUUUAAUAUAAAGAAAUGAUAUUUAUAAAUUGA
Molecule: messenger RNA, 3156 nt
Organism: Cataglyphis hispanica
Lineage: Eukaryota; Metazoa; Arthropoda; Insecta; Hymenoptera; Formicidae
Gene: Mms19
Product: MMS19 nucleotide excision repair protein homolog
Exons: 9
Coding region: 117-3005 (962 amino acids)
Biological process (GO): iron-sulfur cluster assembly
Cellular component (GO): cytosolic [4Fe-4S] assembly targeting complex
Source: RefSeq, a predicted model, not a curated record